Molecule: messenger RNA, 2414 nt
Organism: Rosa rugosa (rugosa rose)
Lineage: Eukaryota; Viridiplantae; Streptophyta; Magnoliopsida; Rosales; Rosaceae
Product: probable ADP-ribosylation factor GTPase-activating protein AGD14
Exons: 13
Coding region: 166-2178 (670 amino acids)
Molecular function (GO): GTPase activator activity
Source: RefSeq, a predicted model, not a curated record
GCAGAGAGGGCCCUUUGUUGUCCAAUCGAAUCGAGAUUCUGAGUAUCCAGAGUCCGUACCCGUCUCUCCAAAUUCAAAAAAAAAAAAAAAGAAGCCCUGGAGGUAGAGCCUUGGGCGCAUUCCCAACUCUCUCCAAUUGCUCUGCUUCUAGGGUUUCAGUAAGAAAUGGGAAGCCGAAAAGAGGAAGAGCGGAACGAGAAGAUCAUACGAGGUCUUAUGAAGCUUCCUCCCAAUCGAAGAUGCAUCAACUGUAACAGCCUGGGUCCUCAGUAUGUGUGCAUCAACUUUUGGACUUUUGUUUGCACGACUUGCAGUGGCAUCCAUCGUGAAUUCACUCAUCGCGUGAAGUCUGUAUCUAUGUCUAAGUUUACAUCACAAGAAGUCGAGGCCCUUGAAAAUGGUGGUAAUCAGCGUGCAAGGGAAAUAUAUUUGAAAGAUUGGGACCUUCAAAGGCAGCGAUUUCCAGACAGCAGUAAGGUUGAUAAAAUCCGUGAGUUCAUAAGAAGUGUAUAUGUCGAUAGAAAAUAUGCUGGAGGAAGAACCUUGGAAAAGCCUCCAAGAGAUAUGCAGAACCAUAGAAUCCGUGAAGAUGAGACAAGACGUGCCAGUUCAUAUCAUUCUUAUUCUCAAAGUCCACCUUAUGAUUAUCAGUAUGAAGAUCGACGGUAUGGGAAGCAAGCUGCUGCACUUACCAGGAAGCCUGGUUCUGAUCGAGGUCGAUAUGAAGGAAAGUUGUCUAGUUUUGGUUACAGUGCUGAUCGUUUAAGUGAACAAAUGUAUGAGGACAGGUUUGCAAAUGAUGGCUCAAGAGUUUCAGAUUACUCUGUGUCAAGUGGAGGUGAUGCAUUCAGAUCUGGAGUACAGUCUCCUAAUUUUCAGAAGGACAUUGGAUCUAGCAGUCCAUCUUUCCAGCCUUCGCAGGAUAAUAGUGAUGUAAGGUGCCAAGCAAAAAGUACAGUUUUGGAGGCAAAUGUCAACAGAGAUGCAGGGGUCAUGCCAUUUUCGCAGAGAACUUUAUCCUCGGGAAGUUUUGGCUCAGUGGAUAGCUAUUCCAUGUCUCUCAAGUCAUUUAAUUCAGGCGGUUUAACAGAUGCUGUAUCUGAACCCGAACAAUAUGCUGGAGCCGUCCAGGAUAAACCAACUUCUUUAUCAUCUCUUUUUGGAACUUCCGAUAGUUUGGAUCUCUUCAAAGCCCCGGUUCAACCAGAAGAAAUCUCUUCUGCUGCUUCAUCUAUUGAUUUGUUUCAGUUACCAGCCGCAUCUUCAUCUCUUUCCAUAGAUUCAUUUCAACCUUGUGUAUUGUCUUCUGCUACGUCUUCGAAUGUAUACCAACCUCCUCAGACAUCAACACCUUUGGAUUUAUUUGCUGAUUUUCCUCAGCACCUGUCAACUUCCAAACAAGUGCAAGAAUCUGUCCCUAAAAGUGAAGGAUGGGCAACUUUUGAUACACCUCAGCCCUCAGCUUCUAUUUCAGGGACUGAUAAUAUUAUACCUGCAAAUAUAACUUCCAAUGAUGGAGCUUCUAUUGGAAAUUUUGAUCUAUUCUCGUCAUCAAAUACAGGCAUGCAGUGGCCAUCAUUUGCGAAUAUUUCUAAUCCAUGGACUGAUAAUUUGCACGAAUUUACAGCUCCAAAUACCACAGCAAGUCCUCAGUCAUGGAAUGCUUUUGAAGAUUCUGUUGGACACCUUCCUUUGGAGGGCACCAAGAAGAGUAGUGAAUCAGUAGCAACAGACGAGCUUUUGUCAGCUGGUGACCAGUAUUUGGGAGUCAUAAUUUCUGAGGACUCUAGUACAGAUGGGAUUCAGAGAGCUGCCUCCCAAGGUGAACCCCGUGAUCCUGGUCUGCCAUCACAUGUCUUGGGGCCAUCAUAUACUCCACAAGUGCUUCCUCAUAUGGGAGAAAUUAAUUCGCAUGCCUCUGACUACAGAUCAAAUAACCCUUUUGAUCUGCCUUACGAUACAGAUCUGGAGCAGACCAAUAUGUUUUUGGACAUGAGCUCUUUACAAGCAUCUCUGCCAAAUGCUCAGUUGCAGUCCUCUUUUCUCAGUGGUGUAUCUCAACCAUGGUUUCCUGAGGGUGGCUUAACGUACUUGCCAGGGCAAGCACAGAGUACUCAAAUACAGAACGUACCUACACAGGGUCCUGUCGCAUCCAUUGGAGGAAAUCCUUUUGCAUAGUACCAUAAUAAUGGCAGUACUAUAAUAAUGGCAGAAUAGUCAUUGGGUCAUUUUUAGUUGGUAGUGUAAUUUUUAAUGGUAUUAUUUUGUUUGUAACUUAUGGAAAAUAAAAGCUCGCUUUCAUCCUACCUCCCAGGCCGUCAAAAAAGUUAUGUUUCACAUUGAGAUCUUUGUGUUUGUAUCAUAUGUUGCAUACCUUAGAAGUUAAACACUAGUGCAUGAUUUUCUUUUAUCAA